AUGGUUCAGAUCUCCUCGUUUCUCGUCGCGCUGGGUCUCCUUCAAGCAGGCUUGGGCGCACCCCAACCUGACGCUAAAGGGGUCCAAGGACGACAGGGCUAUUACUUCCAAAACUGGUCUGAAGGCGGCUCCAACAUUAGAUGUUCCAACGGCCAGGGAGGUUCCUUCUCGGCAAACUGGAACUCGAGAGGUGGCUUCGUCUGUGGCAAGGGCUGGAGUGGUGGCGGGGCUAGGACUAUCAAAUAUAGCGGGACAUACAACGCCACCGGACCAGGCUACCUAGCCGUCUACGGGUGGACUCGCAACCCCUUGAUCGAGUAUUACAUUCUUGAGUCCUACGCUGAUCUCGCACCUAAUGAGCCCUGGUUCAGCAACUUCACCAUCGAUGAGGGCACUUUUGAGGUUUUCACCAGCACCCGAGUGAACAAGCCAUCCAUUGAAGGCACGAGGACCUUCCAGCAGUACUGGAGCGUGCGUUCCGAAAAGCGAGUGGGCGGGACGGUCACAACGCAGAAGCACUUUGAUGAGUGGGCCAAGAGAGGCAUGAGAUUGGGUCGUCAUGAUUAUGUGGUGAUGGCUGUGGAAGGUUAUACUGCUACCGGCGGCAGUGGCUCGGCAGGAUCAGCCAGCAUCACCCUGGGAUGA
Podospora anserina S mat+ is the source of this 645-nucleotide messenger RNA. RefSeq lists its product as uncharacterized. Gene Ontology annotation, biological process: xylan catabolic process. Gene Ontology annotation, molecular function: hydrolase activity, hydrolyzing O-glycosyl compounds. NCBI's taxonomy places the organism in Eukaryota, Fungi, Ascomycota, Sordariomycetes, Sordariales, Podosporaceae. Bases 1 to 645 code for a protein of 214 amino acids. The record is from RefSeq and is a predicted model, not a curated record. The transcript is spliced from 3 exons.